AUGAAAAGCCCUCCUCCCUCGGAGGUCCGCAAGAAGAAGUCGCUGCGGGCGGCGGAGGAGCCCGCCACCCUGUCCCCCUUCAUGGUUAUGGGCUCGGACCCAGCGCUCUGGCCCCAGUCCCAGUGGGCUAGGACCUCUGCCUUCAAGCCAUGGAGCCCCAUCGUGCCCGGCUCCAAGGAGCGGGCACUGGGCAAGGAGCACCAUCCCCACCUGCCGCUCCUGCCUGCGGGGGCACCCGCACCCCUGUACCCCAAGAACAGUCUGCCAUACUCAAUGGUGGCAUACUUUCCACCGGGGGCCGAAAUGGCUGGUCUCCACAAGCUGGAUCCGGGGAUCGUCAAGCUAGACCCCGACAGGCCGGAGCUGUGCCUACUUCCACCAACAGCAGUGGCUGCAGCAGCGGCGGCAGCUGCGCAGCAGAGGCACCUGCUGAAGAAGCAGAUGCAGGCAGAAGGGGAAGUGGUAGCCAAGAAGGAAGCGCCGCGGUCCCGCACGGGCAGCGUGGACUCUGGGCAGGGCGGGCCACCGGCCAAGGCCGUCAACGGCCGCGUGUCGGCGGAUACGGACGAGACCAUGUCCAACAGCAGCCUCAGCACCCUGUCUGGGGUGGAGGAGGUGGGGCUGCCGGCAGAGGACUGCCUGCGUGGGGAUGCCUGCCCCGGCGUGCCCCCGGAGCUGGAGGGUCUGUGGGGGGCCUUCGAGCGGCACUCGGUCGGGGACCGUGCCCGGCAGGACAUUGUGCGGGAGGUGCAGCUCCUGCUGGCGGCGGCCUGCCAGCAGAGGCACCUGCUUGGCAUGGGCCUGGCCGGUUACCGGCUGCUCCUGCACCAGCAGCAGGCCUCUCGUCAGGAGUCCGAGAGGCUACCCUGCAAGCUGGGACCGGGUCUCGGUGGGGAAAUCCCGCCCCCGGGGCCGUCCCCACACCCCGCCAAGUCCAUCUCGCCGCCUUCUCCGUCGCCGCUGCAGCCUCCCUCCUCGUCGUGCGACGCUGAAGCCCCCUCCCCGGUGGCCGGUGAAGACCGGGGGGAACCGAUGGUGCUGAGCCGCGAGAUGCCCAGGCCACUCGUCGAGAAGACGCUGCCGCUCCUGGCCACCUGAGCGCGCUGUUUUUCUCUAUGGCGUUUCCGUUCUCGUCCUCCUCGGAGUCCCGCUUUUUCGGACUCGUCCCAUGUCCCAUCCCUGUCUCGCGUUUCCCGGUGCCCCCGCAGGCAUCUCCAGUUUUGCUGCGUCUGCAACGGUUUCGGCGGUGAACAUGAGGAGCUCGUUGAAUUGUGUUGGGAAGCGUGGCAUGUGCGCUUUCUCCGUGCAUGUGGCGGUUGUCGACCGGAAGCGAACCUGCCGGGUAUUUUCCUGCACUCAGUUACCCUUGGCUGUUUUUAAAUUAGUUGGGAGAAUGCGUCUCCUUGCGUCGGAGGUCUGGCUCGGUUCAGCGCAAAGGCAAACGACGAUUCUGUACAAAGCUUUGUCGCAAACGUUUGGUUGGAGAAGUAUCGGGGAAGCACCGGUGUUUGUACAAGCGCCCGCUGGAGACUUUUUCAAAUUGUGGAGUCGUGCAAAGUUUGCAUCAAACUCCCCUUUCUCCGAAAACGGCCCCUUGCCCCUUUUCAUCCCAGGCCCUCGGUUUUACCUCACCCUCUCCAUACCUUUAAUUUAGCAAUUGCACCAUGCUUUUUAAUAUUUCACGUUCCCCCUCUUUUUUUAAAAUAAUUUAUUUUUUUGGCUUUUUUCCCCUUAUCUUUUUAAGCCGUUUUUUUUUUUUGUUAGCUUCUUGGGUUUUGAGACGAAUGAGGGAGAAAAACUUGGCACCCACCAAGUUUCGGCGUGCGACGCAAAAAUCGUUCUAGGCAACCAACUUCAAGUUUCCAAAAGAUUGCUGUAAAUAGUACAGUUUAUGUUUUUGCCACUUUUUUAAUUAACAAUCCUGAGGGGCAAUUUUAUUGAUAGGAAAUUUUUAAAUCUGCCCUCGUCUCUUUUUCCCGUUGUCGCCGUGCGCUUUCGUUCCGUCCCAAGUUUUUCCAAAAUCUUUACGACGCUUCUUCGGUGGUUAAGGGUAACGAGGGUCGCGGUUCGUCGCAACGUGGCCGCACGCUUGCACCGGGACGGCAGAGUAGACGCGACUAGGAUUGGAACAGCUCCGCGAUUACGCCUUUGGUCUUGCCAUUGGCCGAGUCCAAAGGACAAGCCCCGAGGCUCGUCGUCGGUCUUCGUCAAUGCCAGUCUUCUGGUCCCGUGGUGAAGACGAACGAAGUUCGAGCUGCGAUUUUGACUGAGUGCAGGAGGACACUUUGGCAGCUGCUUGGGAGGGGGAAGGACCAAUUGGGCGUGUUGGUCAAGCACCACUAACAACAUGGGGAGGAGGUAAGCAACCGCCACAUUCACGCACUCUGCGGUUGCACCCGCAGAGGCUGUGGCAGCGGCGAGUCUGUCGGGGGGGGGGGGGGGGGCGGCGUAUGAUACCACCGGGGUGGGAAUGCAAUAUUUCGGGAGCAGCCGCACGAUAUGCAAGUGGCGCAAGAGAGCGUCGCGGUU
This is a messenger RNA of Ixodes scapularis (black-legged tick), 2529 nucleotides long. RefSeq lists its product as uncharacterized. The record is from RefSeq and is a predicted model, not a curated record. Lineage: Eukaryota; Metazoa; Arthropoda; Arachnida; Ixodida; Ixodidae. Bases 1 to 1098 code for a protein of 365 amino acids. The transcript is spliced from 6 exons.